CGCAGCGAGCGCGGGAGGUCGCCGCAGCCAGGGACAGCGCUGCCCAACAUGGUCGCUGCGCACGCUGCCCAUUCUUCCUCCUCGGCCGAAUGGAUCGCCUGCCUGGAUAAAAGGCCGUUGGAGCGCUCCAGUGAAGAUGUGGAUAUAAUUUUCACACGACUGAAAGCAGUGAAAGCUUUUGAGAAAUUUCACCCAAACCUCCUCCAUCAGAUAUGCCUGUGUGGUUAUUAUGAGAACCUGGAAAAAGGAAUAACAUUAUUCCGCCAGGGUGACAUUGGAACCAACUGGUAUGCUGUCCUGGCGGGGUCUUUGGACGUUAAAGUGUCUGAAACUAGCAGUCACCAGGAUGCAGUGACUAUCUGUACCCUGGGGAUAGGGACAGCGUUUGGAGAGUCCAUUCUGGACAACACGCCUCGCCAUGCGACCAUCGUUACGAGGGAGAGCAGCGAGCUACUCCGCAUCGAGCAAGAGGACUUCAAGGCACUAUGGGAGAAAUACCGACAGUAUAUGGCGGGACUUCUGGCUCCUCCGUAUGGUGUUAUGGAAACGGGCUCUAACAAUGACAGGAUUCCCGACAAGGAGAAUACACCUCUCAUUGAACCUCACGUUCCUCUCCGCCCUGCUAACACCAUUACCAAGAUCCCUUCAGAGAAGAUCCUCAGAGCUGGAAAAAUUCUACGAAAUGCCAUUCUCUCUAGAGCACCUCACAUGAUAAGAGACAGAAAAUACCACCUGAAGACAUACAGACAAUGCUGUGUCGGCACCGAACUGGUGGACUGGAUAAUGCAACAGACACCAUGUGUCCACUCCCGGACUCAAGCUAUCGGCAUGUGGCAAGUCCUGUUGGAAGAUGGCGUCCUCAACCACGUGGAUCAGGAGCACCAUUUCCAAGACAAAUAUUUAUUUUAUCGAUUUCUGGAUGACGAGCAUGAGGAUGCCCCUUUGCCUACCGAGGAGGAGAAGAAGGAGUGUGAGGAGGAACUCCAGGACACCAUGUUGCUGCUGUCGCAGAUGGGCCCUGACGCCCACAUGAGGAUGAUCCUGCGCAAACCACCUGGACAGAGAACUGUGGAUGACUUAGAGAUUAUUUAUGAAGAGCUCCUUCAUAUCAAAGCCUUAUCACAUCUUUCUACCACAGUGAAACGGGAGCUAGCAGGUGUUCUCAUUUUUGAGUCUCAUGCCAAAGGAGGAACCGUAUUGUUUAACCAGGGGGAAGAAGGUACCUCCUGGUACAUUAUUCUAAAAGGAUCAGUGAAUGUAGUCAUUUAUGGCAAGGGUGUGGUCUGCACCCUACAUGAGGGAGAUGACUUCGGCAAGUUAGCGCUGGUGAAUGAUGCUCCCCGGGCCGCCUCCAUUGUCUUGCGAGAAGACAACUGUCAUUUCUUAAGAGUCGACAAGGAGGACUUCAACCGGAUCCUAAGGGACGUUGAGGCGAAUACAGUCAGACUUAAAGAACAUGACCAAGAUGUCUUGGUGCUGGAGAAGGUCCCAGCAGGGAACAGAGCUUCUAAUCAAGGAAACUCACAGCCUCAGCAAAAGUAUACUGUGAUGUCAGGAACACCUGAAAAAAUUUUAGAGCAUUUUCUAGAAACUAUACGUCUUGAGCCAUCUUUAAACGAAGCAACAGAUUCUGUUUUAAAUGACUUUGUUAUGAUGCACUGUGUUUUUAUGCCAAAUGCCCAGCUUUGCCCUGCCCUGGUGGCCCAUUAUCACGCACAGCCUUCCCAAGGUACGGAACAGGAGAGAAUGGAUUACACCCUCAACAAUAAGAGACGAGUCAUCCGCCUGGUGCUGCAGUGGGCCGCCACAUAUGGAGACCUCCUGCAAGAGGAUGACGUGGCCAUGGCUUUCCUAGAGGAGUUUUAUGUGUCUGUAUCAGAUGAUGCCCGAAUGAUUGCUGCCUUCAAGGAGCAACUGCCAGAAUUGGAGAAGAUUGUCAAGCAAAUCUCAGACGAUGCAAAAGCUCCGCAGAAGAAGCACAAGGUGCUUUUGCAGCAGUUCAACACAAGUGAUGACAGGGCCCAGAAGCGCCAGCCAAUCCGCGGCUCUGAUGAGGUUUUGUUUAAGGUUUACUGCAUGGACCACACCUAUACCACCAUCCGGGUACCUGUGGCCGCCUCCGUGAAGGAGGUCAUCAGCGCGGUGGCCGACAAACUGGGCUCCGGAGAAGGUCUCAUCAUCGUCAAGAUGAGCUCUGGUGGAGAAAAGGUGGUGCUCAAACCUAAUGAUGUUUCAGUAUUUACGACGCUCACUAUUAAUGGACGCCUGUUUGCCUGCCCGCGAGAGCAAUUCGAUUCACUGACCCCCUUGCCAGAACAGGAAGGUCCAACUGCUGGGACUGUGGGGACAUUUGAACUGAUGAGCUCCAAAGACUUGGCAUACCAGAUGACAAUUUAUGAUUGGGAACUCUUCAACUGUGUGCAUGAGCUGGAGCUAAUCUACCACACAUUUGGAAGGCAUAAUUUUAAGAAGACCACAGCAAAUUUGGAUUUGUUCCUGAGGAGAUUUAAUGAAAUUCAGUUUUGGGUUGUCACCGAGAUCUGCCUUUGUUCCCAGCUCAGCAAGCGUGUUCAGCUCUUAAAAAAAUUUAUUAAGAUAGCAGCCCACUGUAAGGAGUACAAAAAUCUGAAUUCCUUUCUUGCCAUCGUCAUGGGACUAAGUAAUGUUGCUGUGAGCCGCUUGGCACUAACGUGGGAGAAACUGCCAAGCAAGUUCAAGAAGUUCUAUGCAGAGUUUGAAAGUUUAAUGGAUCCUUCCAGAAACCACAGGGCCUACAGGCUGACAGCAGCUAAGCUGGAGCCCCCUCUCAUCCCUUUCAUGCCUUUGCUCAUUAAAGAUAUGACAUUUACUCAUGAAGGGAACAAGACAUUCAUUGACAAUCUAGUAAACUUUGAAAAAAUGCGUAUGAUCGCAAAUACUGCCAGGACGGUGAGGUACUACAGGAGCGAACCUUUCAAUCCUGACGCAGCUCAAGCAAACAAGAACCAUCAGGAUGUCCGGAGUUAUGUACGGCAAUUAAAUGUGAUUGACAACCAGAGAACUUUAUCACAGAUGUCACACAGAUUAGAGCCUCGCAGGCCAUAGACAUCUAAAGCAUCCAGAGCGAUGGUUUUGCCUCCAGCCCACAAUCUCUCAGAAAUGUGGUGUAUGCUACUCCGGACUGUGUGGCCACUAGAAAAUUCUACAGACAAGCAGAGACCCAUCCUGAGACAUCCUCGGGGCUGCCUCUAGCUUACCUUCCACACCACAAGAGAAGAAACGAUUUGACUUAAAUUGUGCUUACACGCUCUAGCAUAGGAACCCCAUAUUUGUAGUCGAUUUCAUUUCCGGUUGUGCCAUCAUCAUGAGCUCAUGUGGAGAGCUUUGUGGAAAUGCCACUGGAAAGAGAGAUGCCAUGCCCUAACAUUCCUUCCUCUACUGUUCACAGUAGUGACAUGUGCUAAAAGUGGGACUGACUCAGUUGUAUCAGUGGUAAUAUAAUUUUGUCAUUUUUGACUCAACAUCUCAAUUUGGAGCAUGGGGUAAGGAGAAAGUGUCGAGGAAUCUGUAGAAAUCCAAAUUAUAGGUUUUUUGUUUUUUUUUUUUUCCAUCUCCAUAGUCAUAUCUCUGAAGGAACGGAACCUGACCACCUUGCUAUAAAACAUUCUGGCCAUUUAUGUAUUUUAGAGAGGUCUGGUCUAAUUUCUGAAUGAUACACAAAAUAAUAUGUUUACAAUAUAACUUAAAAUUUACAAAUUAGGAUUGCAUAUGUUAUAAUCCCACCAAGAAACACCGAGGUUCUUAAAAUUGCCAGUGUCGAGGUAGAAAAUAACAUUUCACAAGAGCACAAGAUGCACAAAACAUUUUUUCAAAAUUGAAAUAUUUUCCUGGGCAUUAAAAACUUUUCAGCUACAAAUUUAUUGUUACUGAUAAAAAUAUUUUCUGGACAUAAAUGUUAUUACAAAUACUUAAUUUUCAACAAUUGUUUUGCACUUUCAAAUAGAUUGUAAAUAGUUCAUUCAAUCAAUGGUGUAGAAUUAUUUAUUUGCUACAUAGUGGAUGUUGUGCCAAAUAAUUCCUUUUUAU
This is a messenger RNA of Jaculus jaculus (lesser Egyptian jerboa), 4065 nucleotides long. RefSeq names its product Rap guanine nucleotide exchange factor 4 (gene Rapgef4). Gene Ontology annotation, cellular component: plasma membrane. The coding region runs from base 49 to 3084 and encodes 1011 amino acids. NCBI's taxonomy places the organism in Eukaryota, Metazoa, Chordata, Mammalia, Rodentia, Dipodidae. Gene Ontology annotation, molecular function: guanyl-nucleotide exchange factor activity. The record is from RefSeq and is a predicted model, not a curated record. Gene Ontology annotation, biological process: positive regulation of GTPase activity; Ras protein signal transduction. The transcript is spliced from 31 exons.